This is a messenger RNA of Medioppia subpectinata, 682 nucleotides long. The record is from the annotation of a GenBank genome assembly. Lineage: Eukaryota; Metazoa; Arthropoda; Arachnida; Sarcoptiformes; Oppiidae.
UCACCGCCGAAGACAUCUGUAGACCAAAGCCAUGAGCGACAAGAGAGACGAUAAUAUAUGUGUGGUUUGCCGUCACGAGUAUACCUCUGGCAGUGGCGGACCCGGAGGUGGCGGCGGAGGCGGUGGUGGACACAAGAAGUGGAUCUUCGCGAUCGGCCGAUGCGAUCAUUGGGUGUGUUAUGAGUGCUGCACUCGGAUGCGAGUUCUUUGCCAACAGAACGAGUGUCCCAUUUGUAGGCAACAGUUGAAUGAGGUGGUCUUCACGGCAGACAAGCAGAAGAAGUUCGACGAGUUUGAUCUGAAGAAGUGUUUGUAUCACAACAAUCACGGCAUUCAUUUCGAGGACGACUUGGCGCUCGAGUCGUACGGCAAACUUCUGGAGCACCCGUGCCGUAAGUGCCGCGGCAGACAACCGCUGAAGUCGUUGCACGACUUGAACACUCAUCUCAGGAAAGAACACGACCUCCACUUGUGUGACCUCUGCGUCAAGAAUCUGAAACUCUUCACCCAUGAGAUCAAGUACUACACGCGCAAAGAGCUCGUCCGGCACAGGAAAUCGGGUGAUCCGGACGAGCGGUCACACAGAGGUCACCCGAUCUGUACGUUUUGCGACGAGCGGUACGUCGACGACGACGACCUUCACCUCCAUCUGCGUCGCGAACACUUCUACUGCCACUUCUGC